CUCUCAGAGAAGUUAACCUGGAACUGUAGCUCAUAACACAAGUCACCGGAUCGCCACAGUUUUUAUCCGUAUUUCGACCAGAUCUCCUUUGUUUUGGAGAGUCUUAAGUUACAGCAGACAUGUCUAAAAUCGAGAUGUUGAGGCUUCUGAUCAACCAGCGGCUCACUGCGGCUGCAGAGGAGAUUUUCGGGGUUUUUGGGAGAACCAUAGCAGAAUAUGAGGAGGAAAUCUCCCGGUCCAGGCUGGAGAUCGACCGGCAGCGCCGGCUGCUGGAGCUCUGCAGGAAGCCGCGCAUCUCCCUGCAGGCCGACAGCUCAGCUGUCUCAGAUCAGCGGGACUGGAGCUCCAGUCUGGAUCUAAAUGAAGAAGAACCUUCUACUCGCGUCAAAGAGGAGGAACAGGAGCAAGAUGUGUGGAUAGAUCAUCCAGAUGAGCUGCCCGGUCGGAGGUCGGAGCAGAACAACGUCAGCUUUGUUUUGUUCCAGAACAGAGCAGCAGAAACGCAGCUAGACAACGGCUCCACCGGAUCCCCGGUCUCAAAAUAUCAAAGCCACGACCUCGGGGACUUGGAGAUGGACCCGCAACCUGGUACCUCAAUCCAGCAGACCUGCUCUGAUCUCACUGAGGAUCAGCCUGGUUUUGAGGCGGAUGCAGGAAACAGCCUGCAUGACUGCUUGGAUGCUGGACUUACUAAAGCGCUGGACUCUUAUAUCUGCACCAUAUGCGGCCAGGGAUUUUAUGAGCGCGAUCAGUGGACCAGACACAUGCGGAUUCACAGAAAAAUCGACGGCAAAGUGGACAAAUCUUUUACGUGCGAUAUUUGCGGGAAGAGACUGACCCGGUCUGACGGGUAUCAGAAACACCUGCGGGUUCACACGGGCGAGAAGCCGUACAGCUGCCAUGUGUGCGGUCGCAGUUUCAGCGACAACUCGAACUACAAGCGACACAUGCGCAGACACACCAGAGAGAAAACCCAGCAGAGCUCCAGCUGAGGGCAGCUGGACAGAAACAGAGACGUACUGAAAGAACGGACGAAUGGAAGCACAAAAUGAUUCGAAUUCUUCUCUCAUUGUCUUUUAUUUUCUCACACAGCAGAACGGAUGAAUCAACGUUUAGCUGCCAUUGAUUUUUAGGGUUUUUACAUGUUUACUCCAGUCAUAGUUUUUAAGCCAACUUCUGAUUUUUGUACGUGUCCCACCUGCUGACACCCCCUCAGAAAGAAAAGUUUUCCUUUUUUUUUGUUAAAUUUCUACCUCAAUUCUGUUCAACAGCCCCACUUUAAAGAGCUUUAUUGAUUGUUUUCAGGUUGCUUUUUAUUGUGUAGUAUUUUUGAUUUGCCCAGAAACAAAUUUUAGAACGACUCAUAUUUUCUUUAUCAGAAAGAUUUUAGGUUUUAUUCUUCAAUUUAAGUUGUAUAAAAACAGGAAACAUAAAAUCUGCCCAUUCCACAGAAAUGUUGCUUACUUUGUAAAGUCAUGCAGUCACACUAACCCAAAGCUGAUUUCCCAUUAAGUGUGAUGUUUAUCUAUUUUAAUGCUCAUGGAUUUAAAUAUAAACCAAUGAUAAUCACUUCAGGCAUUCAUGGUUGGGAAAUUAUAUAUUUGUCCUUUUCCAAGUCUUUAAAGCUUCCGUCAGCUACAGUGCCUUAAAAAUCUUUGACAAGUUCCAUCUAUGUUUUACAUCAGAGGACAGACCGACUCAAGUGGAAGAAAAACGAUUCAUGAUCUUUAAGCUGAUUUUGAUUAAUUUCUUUGAAACAUUUUUUUUUUCAUUUUUAUGUAUAAGUAGAUCCUAAAAGUUUCCACUGCUACGAUUUAAUGUAGCCAUGAUGAAUCAUUUAAAAAUGUUUUGCUUACCUUUUGAAAUUACAUUUUUCCUGUAAAAUUCCUCUAGAGAAAAAGUGCAACUGAAAAAAUGUAUGAUUAGCUAAAAAGGUGCACUAACUAGGUCAUCUGAAACGUAAAGAGAACCAGAUGAUUGGUGGAAAAAGAAACAAAUUGGCAGACAUUCCUGCAGCUACCCUCUCAGUUGUUCCAUAUUUUCUCAAGUGAGUGAUAAUCAUCUUCGCUGUGUCAUGUUGUUUAAACAUGUUUUUUUUUGUUUAUUUUUUCACUGAUGCCUUUGAACAAUUAAAUCCUGUGGAUUUUUAACCUGUUGCUUUAGCUAAAGGUCACAGGUGACGGAAAGUUAGUAAAAGCCUAUUGAACUUGACAGCCGAACCAGAUCGAAUUUAAAGAUUUCAGGUUUUAUUCUUUUCAACAGAAUUCUGUAUGCGUUGCAUUAA
Molecule: messenger RNA, 2284 nt
Organism: Cyprinodon variegatus (sheepshead minnow)
Lineage: Eukaryota; Metazoa; Chordata; Actinopteri; Cyprinodontiformes; Cyprinodontidae
Product: zinc finger protein with KRAB and SCAN domains 1-like
Exons: 2
Coding region: 120-992 (290 amino acids)
Biological process (GO): regulation of transcription by RNA polymerase II
Cellular component (GO): nucleus
Molecular function (GO): RNA polymerase II cis-regulatory region sequence-specific DNA binding; DNA-binding transcription factor activity, RNA polymerase II-specific
Source: RefSeq, a predicted model, not a curated record